UGAUGUACCAUCAGAAAAAGAUCUUAACAAAGUCCUUCAACUUUUGGAACCUCAAAUUUCCUUUCUAGAAGAACUCACUAAAAUGGGAGGAGCAAUGAGGUCUGUUCUUACUCAGGUUUUGACAAAUCAGCAAAACUACAAAGAUCUGACUUCUGGUCUCGGAGAAAAUGCUUGUGCAAAGAAAAGUCAUGAGAAGUACCUUUCAGCUUUGAAGAGCUCGGGACUCACAUAUCCUGAGGAUAAGCUUAUAUAUGGUAUGCAGGAACCAUCUGCUGGUACUAGUACUCUGGCAGUACAAGGUUUUUCAGGUGCAACAGGAACAUUGGGACAAGUAGAUUCUUCAGAUGAGGAGGAUCAGGAUGGGAGUCAAGGGCUAGGGAAGAGAAAGAGGGUAAAACUAAGCAGUGGCACCAAAGAUCAAUCCAUAAUGGAUAUUUUGAAACAUAAAAGUUUUCUUGAAGAACUGUUGUUUUGGACAGUUAAGUAUGAAUUUCCCCAGAAGAUGGUAACGUUCUUACUUAACAUGCUUCCAGAUCAAGAAUAUAAGGUUGCUUUUACAAAAACGUUUGUUCAGCAUUAUGCUUUCAUUAUGAAAACACUGAAGAAAAGUCAUGAGUCAGAUACAAUGUCUAACAGAAUUGUACAUAUUAGUGUUCAGUUGUUCAGCAAUGAAGAGCUAGCCAGACAGGUAACAGAAGAAUGUCAGCUACUGGAUAUUAUGGUCACUGUGCUGUUAUACAUGAUGGAAAGUUGCCUUAUUAAAAGUGAACUGCAAGAUGAAGAAAAUAGUUUACAUGUGGUGGUGAACUGUGGAGAAGCGUUACUGAAGAAUAACACUUACUGGCCUCUCGUUAGUGAUUUUAUUAAUAUUCUUUCUCAUCAAAGUGUGGCUAAGAGAUUUUUGGAGGAUCAUGGUUUAUUAGUAACAUGGAUGAACUUCGUAUCUUUCUUUCAAGGUAUGAACUUAAACAAGCGAGAACUAAAUGAACAUGUGGAAUUUGAGUCUCAGACCUACUAUGCUGCUUUUGCUGCUGAACUUGAGGCCUGUGCACAGCCAAUGUGGGGACUUUUGUCACAUUGCAAAGUUAGGGAAACGCAAGAAUAUACACGAAAUGUUGUAAGAUAUUGCCUAGAAGCUCUUCAAGACUGGUUUGAUGCUAUUAACUUUGUAGAUGAGCCAGCACCUAACCAAGUUACUUUUCAUCUGCCACUACAUCGUUACUAUGCUAUGUUCUUGAGUAAGGCUGUGAAAUGUCAAGAACUAGAUUUGGAUUCUGUUUUACCAGAUCAGGAAAUGUUAAUGAAACUAAUGAUUCACCCACUCCAAAUUCAAGCAAGUCUUGCUGAAAUCCAUAGCAAUAUGUGGGUAAGAAAUGGUCUGCAAAUCAAAGGACAAGCCAUGACUUAUGUCCAGUCUCAUUUCUGUAAUUCCAUGAUUGAUCCCGACAUCUACCUAUUGCAGGUUUGUGCGUCUAGACUUGACCCAGAUUAUUUUAUAUCAUCUGUCUUUGAAAGAUUUAAGGUGGUAGAUUUAUUGACAAUGGCUUCACAACAUCAAAAUACAGUACUUGAUGCAGAGCAUGAGAGAUCAAUGCUGGAAGGCGCUCUUACAUUUCUUGUGAUUCUUUUGAGUCUUCGUUUACAUUUAGGAAUGUCAGAUGAUGAGAUUCUCAGGGCAGAGAUGGUAGCCCAGCUGUGUAUGAAUGACAGGACACAUAGCUCAUUGCUGGACCUUAUUCCAGAAAAUCCUAAUCCCAAAAGUGGCAUUAUUCCAGGUAGUUACAGCUUUGAAUCAGUUUUAUCAGCAGUAGCUGAUUUUAAGGCUCCUGUUUUUGAACCUGGAGGUUCUAUGCAACAAGGCAUGUAUACUCCCAAAGCUGAAGUCUGGGAUCAGGAGUUUGACCCUGUCAUGGUCAUUCUUCGAACAGUUUACCGUAGAGAUGUGCAGUCUGCGAUGGACAGAUAUACGGCAUUUUUAAAACAAAGUGGAAAAUUCCCUGGAAAUCCUUGGCCUCCCUAUAAGAAAAGGACAUCACUCCAUCCUAGCUAUAAAGGUCUCAUGAGACUUUUACACUGUAAAACUUUACACAUUGUGCUAUUCACUCUGCUUUACAAGAUUCUGAUGGAUCAUCAAAAUCUAUCAGAACAUGUGCUCUGCAUGGUUUUAUAUCUGAUUGAACUAGGACUUGAAAAUUCUACUGGAGAUGAAUCAGAUGAAGAAGUGACAGUAGGGGGACCAGAACGUUGUCAUGACAGUUGGUUCCCUGGCAGUAACUUAGUAUCAAAUAUGCGACACUUUAUAAACUAUGUUAGAGUGAGAGUUCCAGACACUGCUCCCGAAGUGAAGAGAGACUCACCUGCAACUACUAGCUCUGAGAGCUUGGGUUCUCUACAAAAUUCUGGCACAGCUCAAGUUUUCAGCUUAGUAGCAGAACGUAGAAAGAAAUUUCAGGAGAUUAUCAAUCGCAGUAGCAGUGAAGCAAAUCAGGUGGUUCGUCCCAAAACUUCAAAUAAAUGGUCUGCUCCUGGUUCAACUCCCCAGUUAACAACAGCCAUUUUGGAAAUAAAGGAAAGCAUAUUGUCUUUGUUAAUUAAACUUCACCACAAACUCUCAGGAAAACAGAACUCCUACUAUCCUCCUUGGCUUGAUGACAUAGAGAUUUUAAUCCAACCGGAAUUUCCUAAAUACAGUCAUGGAGAUGGUAUAACUGCAGUAGAAAGAAUUUUGCUGAAAGCUGCAUUGCAAAGCAGAAUGAAUAAACGCAUCAUUGAAGAGAUAUGUAGAAAAGUAACACCUCCUGUACCACCCAAAAAAAUAACUGCAGCAGAGAAGAAAACUCUGGACAAGGAGGAAAGGCGACAGAAGGCUAGAGAGAGGCAGCAGAAAUUGCUUGCAGAGUUUGCUUCACGACAGAAAAGCUUUAUGGAAACUGCAAUGGAUGUUGAUUCUCCUGAUAAUGAUAUUCCUAUGGAGAUCACUACUGCAGAACCACAAGUUUCUGAGGUAGUAUAUGACUGUGUUAUUUGUGGACAGAGUGGCCCUUCUUCUGAAGACCGACCUACAGGAUUGGUUGUACUGUUACAAGCAUCUUCAGUUUUGGGGCAGUGCCGUGACAAUGUUGAGCCAAAAAAGCUGCCAAUUUCUGAAGAGGAGCAGAUUUAUCCUUGGGACACAUGUGCAGCAGUUCAUGAUGUGAGGCUUUCAUUAUUGCAGCGUUAUUUUAAAGAUAGUUCUUGUCUUUUGGCAGUAUCAAUUGGAUGGGAAGGAGGUGUUUAUGUACAAACCUGUGGCCAUACAUUACAUAUAGAUUGUCAUAAAUCAUACAUGGAAUCCUUACGGAAUGACCAGGUUCUUCAGGGCUUCUCAGUGGACAAAGGAGAAUUUACGUGUCCUCUCUGUAGGCAGUUUGCUAACAGUGUUCUUCCUUGUUAUCCUGGAAGCAAUGUGGAAAAUAACCUUUGGCAACGCCCUAGCAACAAAAGCAUGGAAGAUCUCAUAAAGGAAGUGGAAGAGUUGCAAGGACGGCCGGGAGCUUUCCCAGUAAGCAUCAGUUCAGAAACCAACUUAAGUAAAGAAAUGGAAUCUGUAAUGAAAGAUAUAAAAAAUACCACUCAGAAGAAAUACAGAGACUACAGCAAGACCCCAGGCUCACCAGACAAUGAUUUUCUGUUUAUGUACUCUGUUGCUAGAACUAAUUUGGAACUGGAAUUGAUUCAUCGAGGAGGCAAUCUAUGUUCAGGUGGUGCAAGCACAGCUGGCAAAAGGUCUUGUUUGAAUCAGCUGUUCCAUGUAUUAGCUUUGCAUAUGCGUCUAUAUACUAUUGACUCUGAGUAUAAUCCCUGGAAAAAGCUCACCCAGUUGGUAGAAGAUAUGAAUUCACAGCUGGGAAAUGAAGAACAACAACCUGAAGUUCCAAUUCUUUAUCAUGAUGUAACAUCCCUUUUACUCAUCCAGAUCUUAAUGAUGCCUCAACCAUUAAGCAAAGAACACUUCACCUGUAUUGUGAAGGUGCUUUUUACCUUACUGUAUACACAGGCUCUUACGGCACUUUCAGUUAAAUGCAGUGAGGAAGAUAGGUCAGCCUGGAAACAUGUUGGAUCUCUUAAGAAGAAUACAUGUGAUGCAGAAAAGUCUUACGAGGUGUUACUCAGCUUUGUUAUAAGUGAACUAUCUAAAGGAAAAUUAUACCAUGAAGAAGGAACUCAGGAGUGUGCAAUGGUUAGUCCUGUUGCUUGGUCUCCAGAGUCCAUGGAAAAGUACUUGCAGGACUUUUGCUUACCGUUCCUCAGAAUCGCCAGCCUUCUUCAGCACCACCUUUUUGGGGAAGAUUUACUUAGUUGCCAGGAAGAAGAAGAGUUCUCCGUCCUUGCCAGCUGCCUGGGCCUUCUGCCAGCAUUUCACCAAGCAGAACGUCCUUUCAUCACUGCCUCCUGUCUGCACUGGCCAGUUCCAGCACUGGACCUUAUAACUCAGUGGUGUUUUGAGAUAAAAUCAUUUACCGAAAGACAUUCAGAACAAGGGAAGGCCUUACUCAUCCAAGAAGCAAGAUGGAAAUUACCACACCUGUUACAGUUGCCUGAAAAUUAUAACACCAUUUUUCAGUACUACCACAGAAAAACUUGCAGUGUCUGCACCAAGGUUCCUAAAGAUCCUGCUGUUUGCCUUGUUUGUGGCACUUUUGUAUGCCUGAAAGGACUUUGCUGCAAGCAACAAAGUUAUUGUGAAUGUGUAUUGCAUUCUCAAAACUGUGGUGCUGGAACAGGGAUUUUCCUUUUGAUCAAUGCAUCGGUAAUUAUUAUCAUUCGAGGUCACCGCUUCUGCCUCUGGGGUUCUGUGUAUUUGGAUGCUCAUGGAGAAGAAGACCGGGAUCUUAGGCGAGGCAAACCUCUCUACAUUUGUAAAGAAAGAUACAAAGUUCUUGAGCAACAGUGGAUUUCUCAUACUUUUGAUCACAUCAAUAAAAGAUGGGGUCCACAUUAUAAUGGGCUGUGACUUACCAACUCAGCAUUGCAUUACAAUAUCAUUUUCAUUAAGAAUUUAUUUUAUCAACAAUAAGCUUUAAUUUAAUUUGGGGGAAUUAAUGCUUUUGCUGAGGGAAAGAAAGAAAACGUACAUUAUGAAGCCUUUCCAAAAUUAGGUGCUUGAUAAAUCACAUUAUUGGUAUAAUUUUUAGGAAGCAUCUGGAGAACAAACCAGUAAGUUAAAUCAUUCUUUAGUGGUCAUUUUAUUAAGUGCACAAUUAAUAAAAAGCACAACUUGUCCACAAAAUCAUUCAGAAAUGAUUCUCCCUACAAUGCAUAUCAACUAUUCAUGGAUACUUAGAGUGAGUGUGAUUUAUUUGAAAAUUUACUGCUCUAUUUUAAUUUGCAUCUUCUUAACAUAAUGCAUCUUUUUUCUCUGUCAUUGUGUUGAUUUGAGAUUUUUGCUGUAUGUAAUUAGAAAAAAAUGUAAAACAUGAUUUAUGUGAAAUAUUGUAUAGUAAAGUUGGUCUAAUAAUAGAACUUUAAAUUUUUCUUAUUGUGAGGAAUCUGUUAAAAGUUUAAGGCUUUGCUGAAAACUUAAUUCAUUCUCAGGAAUUUCAUAAAUAUUCUCCCCAGGUAAAUAAUUGAAAUAGCUGUAAAAUAAGUAGAUAGUGGUUGUUAAUAUAAUACAGUACAUGGGGGAAGGGACACAUAUGUGUGGUUGGGUACUUAAAAGUCAAAACUUGUGGGCUAGGGAUAUAGUUCAGUGUCAGAGCAUAAGAUCUCAUGAAGCCCUGAGUUUGAUUUUAGGCACCAUUAAAAAAAGUUAAAGAAAAUAAAAAAUUAAAAUUUGCCAUUUGAGGUGGUUGAAUUGUUAGAAUUAGUAACAAAUAGAUUUUAUUAUCAAAUCAAAAGGUUUAAGAACAUACUUGUCAGGUUUGAUUCUGUGGUUGUCUACCUUUUAUUUCCAACCUAGUUUUUUUUUUUAAUAUAAUUGAUUAGAAGUGCUCAUACUUCCCAACAGAUGAACCAUAAAUUUUGGAACUUCUCUAUGAUCUCAAGAUACUCAUUUGUAUUAUAUUCAUGCAGUGUCAUCACAGCUGAUUUUGCUUGGUUUCCUAAGAGGAGUGAAGGACAGGCUCAGUUGUGGUAGCCUUCUGCAUGUGAAAUGCAAAUUAUGUUUGGAUUUUUAAAUCAGAAUGGGAAUGAAUGAGCUAAAAAACCCACUCAAUAUUUGGGAAGAAAAGUUACAGAAAAGCAUGUUAUAUAUUGGUACAAAGAUUUUUCUCCCAAAUAAUUAAGUAAUUUGGUAAUUAUCCUCCUGUAUUAUGCUAAAAAAGUAGGUCCUUAUACAACUUCAUGGCUGUUACAUAAAAUCACAUUUUUCCAUAUAAAAAUUAAGAAGCGUCUAAUGAUGAAACAUAAAAGUAACAUCAGAUCCAUGUUCUAAAAUUUUUUGAAUGAUAUGCCAUUAUAAAAUAUGCAAAUAAACAUUAAAUGAUGGCCUUGCAUUAAGAUAGUGAAAGCAGAAUAGUACAUGUUAAAUACGUUCACACCAUCAGAGAAUUACCUAUAGCACUAUAAGAAAAUACAUGAAAAUAGCUUGCUAUUUUUAUAUACAUUUCCAGAAUAUUAAGAUAACUUUUUUCUGUAAGACUAGACUGAUUCUGUUUGACUAUAUCACUGUCCUUUCCAACACAUUGCUACUUUUUAAAAUGCUGUAUCAUAAGCUCAGCAUCAAUCAUUAUGAAUACCACACAAUUUGUUUAGGUGUGGUUGAAGAUAAAAUGCUAAUUUACAUCUCUAGUAAAUACUGUUUCUGGAUUCAUGAACUUGAACAAUUCUACAGCUUGAAACUCUGAUGCUAUAUAUUCAUGGUAUAUUGUAUUCAGACUUUGAUUACUACAUAUUUAAAACGGAAUGUUUUAUGGUUGUGAAUAUGGAUGUGAAGUGAAAAUAUUAGCCUUAACUUUAAAUUUUGGGUAUUUGAUAGUGUUUAUUUUAAUAUUGGUGAAGUAGUCACCAAUAAGUUUUAUAAAAAGCACUUGGUUCAAAAUGGUACUUGAAUACAUACAUGCAUGCUGCUAAACCAGAACUUUAAUUUUUCCCCCAAUAACUUUUAUAAGUCCCAUUUAUAAGCUCACUUGUAAAAAAUAACAGGUCCAAGUUAGAGUGAUGUGUGUAUAUUAUUCAAAAAAUGUACUGGUGUGAUACCUUGUCUGAAUGAUCAUUCAAAUACAGUACAUUACUGUAGAAGCUAAAUCAACGUUUAUAAUUAAGCAGAAAUUACAAAAUUAGGAAUAAUUGACAUUGUAAAAUAUGUUAAUAAAAACCUACUGUCAUUUGGUUUGU
This is a messenger RNA of Dipodomys ordii (Ord's kangaroo rat), 7314 nucleotides long. RefSeq names its product ubiquitin protein ligase E3 component n-recognin 3 (putative) (gene Ubr3). Lineage: Eukaryota; Metazoa; Chordata; Mammalia; Rodentia; Heteromyidae. Gene Ontology annotation, biological process: ubiquitin-dependent protein catabolic process via the N-end rule pathway; protein ubiquitination. The record is from RefSeq and is a predicted model, not a curated record. Gene Ontology annotation, cellular component: ubiquitin ligase complex; cytoplasm. The transcript is spliced from 37 exons. Gene Ontology annotation, molecular function: ubiquitin protein ligase activity. Bases 83 to 4993 code for a protein of 1636 amino acids.